Clunio marinus is the source of this 210-nucleotide messenger RNA. NCBI's taxonomy places the organism in Eukaryota, Metazoa, Arthropoda, Insecta, Diptera, Chironomidae. The record is from the annotation of a GenBank genome assembly.
AUGUUAUCUCCAGACAUUGGUUCCGUUGAUUGCGAACGAAUGGAAGGUUCUAGCGACAUACUUUCGCGUGUGAUUGUUUUCUCGUCUUCCAUUGGAACAUUUUCUUCUUCUUCUUCAUCUGAAUCUUCCUCAUAUCCAUCUUCUGAAUCAUUCUGUUCAAAUGAAAUUCCCGAUUCUGACGUCAUGUUUGACUUGGAAUCGAUUGAUUGA